Ruditapes philippinarum (Manila clam) is the source of this 1379-nucleotide messenger RNA. RefSeq names its product baculoviral IAP repeat-containing protein 7-A-like. The record is from RefSeq and is a predicted model, not a curated record. Gene Ontology annotation, biological process: negative regulation of apoptotic process; positive regulation of protein ubiquitination; regulation of cell cycle. Bases 155 to 1033 code for a protein of 292 amino acids. Gene Ontology annotation, cellular component: cytoplasm; nucleus. Gene Ontology annotation, molecular function: ubiquitin protein ligase activity; cysteine-type endopeptidase inhibitor activity involved in apoptotic process. The transcript has 6 exons. NCBI's taxonomy places the organism in Eukaryota, Metazoa, Mollusca, Bivalvia, Venerida, Veneridae.
UAAAAGAUAAAAGUAGACUUAGACAUUAAAUAAUGGAAUCCCAAAGGUAAAAAACUAUAUCUAUAAAAGCACAUAAAUACGACCGCAGUGUCACAAUCAUUUUAACAAGUUGAACAAAAUUAAACCUGCUUGGAACAUAUAUUUCAAGGUCAAAAUGUCUGACGGGACUUCUGAUGUACGCGUAUCCAAACAGAAUGCAUCUAAACCUCCCCCAAGUGUUUUGGGUAUAAAUGUGGAAAAGCCUAAAUUUCCACAAUACGCUGUCAUUUCAAAACGAACGGAGUCUUUCGAGUCAUGGCCAGAAUACCUGCCUGUGAAAAUGGAAGAUAUGGUCGAAGCAGGCUUAGUGUACACUGGCGUUGGUGACAGCGUUAGGUGUUAUUUUUGCGGCGGAGGGUUACGGAACUGGGAAAAAGGCGAUGUUCCAAUGGAAGAGCAUACAAAAUAUUACCCAAAAUGUCCCCAUAUUCUGCUUGUGAAAGGAAAAGCAUAUGUUGAGAAAAUUGCUCGAGGAGAAAAGCCAGAAACAGAUUGUGCAGACGGAAAUAGCAGCAUAUCGAACUCAGCUGAUUCGAGUUAUUUAACAGAUUCAGUGGCGGCACAGAGUUGCAUGGACAUGGGGUACUCCAAAGAGAUCGUUAAGAAAGCGAUAGACAUUUUCAUUAACAAACACGGUAACGAUCAUUUCAAAGGGAGGGAUAUUUGUGAAAUCAUAUUUGAUAUAGAGGAAAAUCCCGAAAAGUAUUCUCCCGAUGCUGCUGCUAACACAGAAGCUGAAGAAACAACACAAAUAAAUGAAGACGACGAACCAUUAGAAACGAUUGAAACACUCCUUGGUGAAAACGAAAGAUUAAAAGAGCAAUACACGUGUAAAAUAUGUCUAGACAGAAGAGUGGAUGUAAUAUUUUUACCAUGUGGUCACAUGGUAAGUUGUCCACAGUGUGCACCGGCGCUUACAAAAUGUCCUGUUUGUAGACGAACAAUUAAUGGUCAACUUAAGGCAUUCAUGUCUGUAAUUAAUACACGAACAUGAUAACGGUUACCCUAGUAGACAUGUUGUUAAUGCGUCGAAUUUUCUCUAAAUUGAAACCACAAAAUUGUUCUCUUAAAGGAAAACAGCGUUUAAACGAAAUGGCUAGUGCCGAAGAGAACCACAUCAAAGAGAUUCUUAUUUAGUACUAUAAUCAAUUUAGUUUGGGAAAUCACUAAACAAAGUAAACCAGUGUUUUGAACAUUGGUGAACAGGGUAGGUCUACUAGGGUGAUAUAGCAUUAAACAAUACCAAGAUGUGUUCAUUGACUUUUUUACCUCAUAUUAUAUACUCAACUGAAUGCAACUGUAAUCUUUAAAUGUUAUGUAAAUAAAUUGUUGAUUUAUAA